Molecule: messenger RNA, 1332 nt
Organism: Ctenocephalides felis (cat flea)
Lineage: Eukaryota; Metazoa; Arthropoda; Insecta; Siphonaptera; Pulicidae
Exons: 6
Coding region: 230-1153 (307 amino acids)
Source: RefSeq, a predicted model, not a curated record
CGAGAAGCAAGUUGCCCGCGCUUUCGAGGUUUGUACGACUUCCGUAGUCUGGAUUGGCGGUGGCGUCACGACGAAAUGCUCAACGGACAAGCAGAAAUUACAAUGGGAGACUACUUAUGAUCGUCAUAGCAAUGGCAAGCACAGAGUCCUAGCGUCCCCAGAGGACGAUUUCGACUUGCGCACGCCACUGGCUGAACAGAAUCCACUGCAUCAGCAGCAGGUCAACAUCAUGUCCCAGCAACACCAGCAACAGCAGACCCAACAGCAGCCGGACGAGCAACGGAGAAAUGGCUGCUGUCCAUCCGCUCAACCGCCGGCCAUGUUUUUACUCGGGACCUUGGCUAUGACUGCAAUUGGCACCGCCUUGCUAUGCGCGGCUAUAAUGACUGAUCAUUGGGAGCACAUACAUUGGGACAAAGAAAGCCUCGAGUACUUAACAAACGGUUCGAUACAUUGGCUUUUGGACGGUUCAGUGGCGCGGCUGGGCAAACGCGCGGGAGCAAAGGGAAGCCAAUCGACCAGUGGCGGCGGAGGCGCCUUCCUCGUACCAAUGCACGGCGGAAUAUGGACACUAUGCGUCAAUUUGAAUGAGCACGAAACGCGUUUGUUAAGCAGAAUCGGAUAUCCACGCAACAAAACUUGUGAUAAUUAUUUAGCUGGCGGAUUAGAGGACAAGACUGAUAUGAGAUUCGAAGGAAAACUAGAUGGAAUGAGAGGAGAUGAACCACGGGCAGACUGGCAACACAGAAUGCAAAACUUAUCAAUUUCUUGUGCGUUAGUAUGUUUGAUAAUAUUAGGCAGUGCAGCACUGGUAGGAGCAUUUGGUGUUUGCCAGAGACAAGUCAGUGCAGUAUUAGUUACUGGAGUUAUGUAUUUACUCGCAGCAUUAUUUGCUCUGUUCACAUUGAUGAUCAUUCACUUCAAACGGCAACAAGGAAAACCUACUUUGGAUGAAAACAAUGACGGCACAGUUGACGGAGUCGUUGGAGGAACAAAGAGCGAAGUUCUUGGGCUAAUGGGGGCAAGAAUUUUCUCAACAGCUUGGAGCUUAGACCUCGGCUGGGGAGGAGUUGCUAUCUGUGCCACUACGUCAUUUUUAUGGAUACUCUUAUCCAAAAUUAUGAUAUACAAUCCAAUUACAGCAAUGCUAUAAAGGAUUAAUUCGCAUGCUGAUGCUACUUAUAAAAACACAUGCAACAGUAUUGCGUGAUUAGGUUAUGUGUGACAAGAAUUACCUAAAGUAAAAGUAAAAGAAGACCCAUAUUCAAGACUUCAAACCUGUGUCAAUUUUUGAUAUCAGGAUACAAUUUUGCCAUAAAUUUGCAUUAUAAU